Seminavis robusta is the source of this 1618-nucleotide messenger RNA. The record is from the annotation of a GenBank genome assembly. NCBI's taxonomy places the organism in Eukaryota, Bacillariophyta, Bacillariophyceae, Naviculales, Naviculaceae.
AUGCCGGGUCCUCCACCUCCGUCCAAGUCGUAUCUGCUCAAGAUUAUCGACAGCAGCGACGAGGAAGACGAAGAAGAGGUGGCACAGUAUGAUUACAUUGAUGACAGUGAAGAAGAAUCCAUGAAUGCCGACGCCAGCACGACGACCACCGAGGCCAGUACUGCUACGACAUGUAGUAGUAGUGAAGCCGCUCCUGCCAAAAAGCGCAAAAAGAAGAAGAAGAAAAAGAAGAAGAAAAAGAACAAGUCUCCUGCUGCAGCAGCAUGUACUACAGAAGAAGAUACGACCAUGACCGAGACAACAACCAAAAAGACGGUGUCGUUUGGAUCGGUGACGGCGCAUUCGUUUGAACGAGUCUUGGGCACGGAUGUCGUUCCUUACGAUGGAGGAUGGCCACUAGGAUUGGGCGAUGUCCUUGUCGGGGAAGUAGAAUCCACUCCCGUCGACGACUACGAGACUACCAAACAAGAGCGAUUGAGAAUACGAGCGCAACAAAUAGAGGGAGUCUCGACUACUACUACUGAUGGCGAAGUAUUGGAAACACGACAAUGGGAUUACAAGUACAAGGCCAAGAAUCCACUCUUUCAUUUGUUGCAAGAAGAACAGCGCAUGAAUAUUCUGUUGCUCUCCUCCACCCCAGAAGAUGAAAUCAUGGAAAAUUCGUCCUCCCAUCAUGGCAUUCGACGCGAACGAUCCAACUCCACUACGAGUACUGGUACUUCUUCUACUAGCGCUAGUAGUAGUAGUAAGAGCAAUAAAAGACGCGACAGCAAGAACAAGAAUGGAAAACACAAUUCACAGCAUCCCAUGGCGACACGCGGCAGCAGCAAACGAGAACGAUCGGGAUCUUUUUCCUCUGCCAACAAUAGCAAUCAAAAAGUCGAACGCUACAACGAGACAUUUCCACAAGUCUUGGUUCAUCACGUCCGCAACGAAUUGGAAGAAUUGCGAUUCCAACGCGGUGGCGUUGGCCAUGCCGGUUGUACGUGCCGCAAAUUGGAUGUCUACCUUUUGCCACCCAAUGCCGGUAAAAAGGCGCAUCAUCGGCGCAUGAAUGUCAAACGCGUCAAGGACGAAUUGAAAAAACGACAUUUGUUGCCGGAUGCCCAAACGACCCGCGACGAACUCGAGCUGUUAUUGCAUCGUGCCGUCGAAGAAGAAGCGUGUUGUAGCAAUCAAGAGUGUCCUUGUGUGAGGAAUGGAAUUGAAUGUCAAGCCGAUGUUUGUGCCUGUUGGCACGACAGUCAUCAAGCCAAACAGCAAGAAAAUAGCAACACCAGCAACAACAACACCACGAAAAUGAAUGAUGAUAUUCCCGUGGAGCAAAUACAAGAACGAUGUGGCAAUGCGAAUGGCAUGUAUACCGUCGACUUGCAAGCCAUUCAAGGAUUUCGUCGACAGCUUUUGGAAAAAACAAACAUGGACUCGUCGUUCUUUAUUUGUCCCCCCGUGAGCCAGCAUACGCCAAUACCACAGUCGUAAGCAAGAGCGUUUUGCAAACGAAUGGCUGACCACAAACCAUUUGGACGAUAAGCACUCUUAGCACAUUUGAGACUCGUUCUUGAGUCACGCGAGUAAAGAAUAGCAAUAGUAACAAACUAAGACAUGGCUCUGGUUU